CCGAACUUUCACCACAAUCUGCUUCAGCAAGUGCUUGGUGUGUUUGUACAUCUGAUGGAAGGCACCACAUCGUCGUCGGCCAUUUGUGUGUACCACCGCAUUUUUGUGUCUGCACAGCCUCACAAUUAAGAAUGCCUCAGGUGAUUCUCGAUGCCCACAUUCAUCUGUGGCCAAGUUCUGCGGCCAAUGAGGCUUCUCACAGCUGGAUGGUGCCUGGCGGCCACUUGACGAAACAAUACUCUCUAGGCGACUAUCUUGAAGCCGUAGCCCCCGCCGCUUCAGACUUUACGCACUCCGGGUUCGUGUACGUUGAAACGGACCGAACGGUCGGGUCCAAGGUGACCGAUGACCUGACCGUACAGGCAGCAGAGCCUUUGAAAGAAAUUGAAUUCCUAAGAAGCAUAGUCGAGGGAACUGCGGAGGACGGGCACGCAUUUCGCGCGCAAGAUGCUACUCUUUUGCGAGGCAUCGUGGCAUGGGCCCCACUGAAUCGACCUCUUCCUGACUUCUUGAGAUACAUGGAAAUCGCGCGUGAGACUGCAGGCGAAGCGACUUGGAGCAAAAUAAAAGGGUUUCGAUUCCUUCUACAAGGGAUUGUAAAUGAGGACGAAUUUAAGCAGCUGGUCGACCCCUCCGAGUCGUCAUUUGUCACUUUGUUGAAAUUUCUAGGCAGUCAGAAUCUGUCUUUCGACGUGGGCGUGGAUCAGAGACAGGGAGGGGUUUGGCAACUGGAACGAUUUGCAGCUGUCAUCGAGCUUGCACACAAGGAUGUUGCGACGGAGAACAAAACCAUAUUCAUCCUCAAUCAUCUUUGCAAGCCAGAUAUGGAGCAGCCGCCGACGACGGAUGCGCGCACGAACCAGAACUUCGAGCGCUGGAAGAUUGCCAUCUCACGCAUGGCCAAGCAAGAAAGGGUUUACAUGAAGCUGUCUGGCGCAUUCUCGGAGAUUGCGGAUCAAACAACUGAAUCCCCCAUGCCCGUCAGUGAGGUAGUGGAACGAAUGAAGCCGUGGCUAGAUCAGGUCUUUGCGGAAUUCGGACCACGGAGAAUAAUGUUCGGAAGCGACUGGCCUGUGUGCAACGUGAGAGGACCAGGGGAUUCGAAGUCAUGGAGUCACUGGGUCAAGGUGGUCGAUCAGGUCUUGCGAUCACGACGGCUGUUGGACGAUGAAAUGAACAGGGUAUGGCAUGGAACAGCUGAGGAGGCAUAUAGGUUAAACUGAACGAGUUCGAAAGUUUCCCAAUUUUUCCUUGAACUCAUUGUAAAUUGACAAACAAGCCACCGUCAACGAGUAGCUGCGCACCGGUCUAGGAUGGGAACUUAGCAUGUCAAAAGUAGACGUACGAGGCAGAGGUGUGCGCACCACAUAUUCGCUCAGGUCGCUCGCAAG
This is a messenger RNA of Verruconis gallopava, 1391 nucleotides long. RefSeq lists its product as uncharacterized. The record is from RefSeq and is a predicted model, not a curated record. The coding region runs from base 132 to 1223 and encodes 363 amino acids. Lineage: Eukaryota; Fungi; Ascomycota; Dothideomycetes; Venturiales; Sympoventuriaceae. The transcript has 2 exons. Gene Ontology annotation, molecular function: hydrolase activity.